This is a messenger RNA of Oncorhynchus kisutch (coho salmon), 2549 nucleotides long. It is a transcript of the gene sdf2, whose product is annotated as stromal cell-derived factor 2. The transcript has 3 exons. The record is from RefSeq and is a predicted model, not a curated record. NCBI's taxonomy places the organism in Eukaryota, Metazoa, Chordata, Actinopteri, Salmoniformes, Salmonidae. Bases 61 to 735 code for a protein of 224 amino acids.
UUCCAUGACGUAGCAGAAACGAAUGAACAUCGCGGAGUUGAGUGGCAGCUGCGAGCGGUAAUGGAUAACUGUACUGGUCAUUCACACUUUUUAUUGAGCGCUUUCUUAUUGACAUGUUUAUUUGGGCUAUCGCUCGGGACGGAACUGAGCUUUGUGACUUGCGGCUCGGUUGUAAAGCUGUUAAAUGUAAAGCACAAUGUCAGACUGCACUCUCACGACGUGCGCUACGGCUCCGGCAGCGGACAGCAGUCAGUAACAGGCGUGACCACGGUGGAGGACAGUAACAGCUACUGGAGUGUACGGGGCACCAGCGGGACCCAGUGUCACCGGGGGACUCCUAUUAAGUGUGGUCAGACCAUCCGCCUCACACAUGUCAACACUGGACGCAACCUGCACAGCCACUACUUCUCCUCUCCGCUUUCCUCCAACCAGGAGGUGAGUGCGUUUGGUGAGGAGGGCGAGGGGGACCACCUGGAUGAGUGGACGGUGCAGUGUGGAGGGGCAGUGUGGCAGCGCGAGGAGGCUGUCCGCUUCCAGCACGCCUCCACCGAUGCGUUGCUAUCGAUUACGGGGGAGCAGUACGGCCGGCCCAUCCACGGGCAGAGGGAAGUGCACGCCAUGAUGGACCCCAGCCAGCACAGCCUGUGGAGGGCCAUGGAGGGGGUUUAUAUGAAGCCCAGUGAAAGCCCACUAGGGAACAAGGACUACAGCCAUCCUCUACACACAGAGUUCUGAUUCAAUCGGACUACAGCCAUCCUCUACACACAGACUGACUACAGCCAUCCUCUACACACAGACUGACUAUAGCCAUCCUCUACACACAGACUGACUGCAGCCAUCCUCUACACACAGACUGACUGCAGCCAUCCUCUACACACAGACUGACUGCAGCCAUCCUCUACACACAGACUGAAUGCAGCCAUCCUCUACACACAGACCGACUGCAGCCAUCCUUUACACACAGACCGACUGCAGCCAUCCUCUAUACACAGACUGACUGCAGCCAUCUUCUACACACAGACAGACUACAGCCAUCCUCUACACACAGACAGACUACAGCCAUCCUCUACACACAGACAGACUACAGCCAUCCUCUACACAUAGACUGACUACAGCAAUCCUCUACACACAGACUGACUACAGCCAUCCUCUACACACAGACUGACUACAGCCAUCCUCUACACACAGACUGACUACAGCCAUCUGCUACACAAUAGUUUUGAUUAUCAAUCAACCUGACCUGGCUCUAUAUACCAUUUUCUUCCCUGUUGUCUCUCUCUCUCUCGCCCCCCCCCCCCCGGACCCAGAGUUGUGAUCUACUCUGGCCCCUGGCUCCCUGUAUCCAACCCAACUUAGUUGUCUGCCUACCUGUCUCCUACUCAACUCCCUCUGUUUUGAGGACACUCUCACGCAGAGUGGAUCUAAUCUGGGGGUUGCCAGGACAACUACAGAACUCUUUGACCAAUCCAAUCUCUGUCACCUGACCUCAUCAACAGAGACUAUUUGAUACACUAAACGAAUGCUGCUACAAGAUGUAGUAAAUACAAUUUUCUAUUUCCCCUCCACACACCUCCUCCCGACGUGGUACUCUCCCCUCCACACACCUCCCGACGUGGUACUUCAUCAUAGACAUGCAAAGUUAUGUGAGACACCAGAACAAAAACAGCUAGUGAUUGUAUUGUUCUGUAUGUCAGAGGUGCUACAUAGCCAUUUUGCUAGAGCCUCUAAGAUGGUGCGCCGCCCCGUGUCUGACUGGUUAUAGAAUAGGGUAAAUAUGACUUCAUUGGUCCCCUGAUAUGAUCAACAACAGACUACGGUCCAUAUCAAUUCUGCAGGUUUGUGUUGAUUGUGCAGAGAAACGCUAAAUGGAGGCCAGUGGGAAGAGUGUUUUUUUUUUUUUUAACAAGUCUUGUGCAUCUACAAACGUACGAAAAACAACAGCCCUGUUACGGUGCCUUUUAUUACAUUAUCGAUUGCUCUCUACUAUUCAAACAAGUGUCGUAUCAAUAAAGAGGAGCAGUUUGAACCGUUUUAAAGAAACAUUUGAAUCCUAGCACACUGCCCAUCCCCACAAUUCUCUUCUUUACCAUGAACAAGUAGGGUUUCUUUGUUUGACUUGAUUUCAGUGUAAGUCCAUACAGUAUUACAUAUCCCUUCCAUUGACUAAGCUGAAACAUGAAGAGUACCAUAAUUCUCUGUCCACUACAGUAUUAUGUCACAGUCAGUGACACAGUAGAUUCCAUUCAGGAAAUUCAGAACCUAAAUCAUAAUUCCAAUUGAGGAACGGAAAGGAACGUCCCCCGUUGAAAAUGCAAGGCACUUUUUGAGUCUAGAAUUUCUCAAUUCACCUUCUAGAACUAACAUAAUUGGAUUGGAAUUGACCCCAGCCAUGCUGUCAUUGUCCCAGGGGUUGACAGCUACAGCCUGUCUGGUCUGACGUGGGUCUUACAAAGUGUUUUCUAUCAGCUGUCUGUGAGUGUUCAUUUCCACAGGACUUGUACAUGAUUGUAAUAGAUACCUCAGAUUAAAUGGAUGUUUUGUGCUAACCA